GGGCUAAGUGCAGUGAUAACCAUUUCAACGCAUAUCAGACUGGUGUUGCCCCCUGCCGAUUAGGGAUGGUGUGAUCCAGGAAGCGCUUCUCUCAGCUGAACUAAACCAGCUGACGAAUGGUAUCUCCCUACUCCCGGAUGGAACGCGCAGCUGGAGCCGGGUGCCCAAGCGCUGACAGCGGAGCAGGUUGCCAAUAUUGUAUCGUGUUGGAUGUCGGACUGACUCUUAGUACACUUCUUUGCCGAAAAGGAGGUUACUUUUCCGGGCAGUAACGGUGGGCGUUGACCAUGGCCUCUAACUUCAAUGAUAUAGUGAAACAGGGAUACGUGAGAAUACGGAGUAAAAAACUGGGGAUCUUCAGGAGGUGCUGGCUGGUGUUCAAGAAAGCUUCCAGCAAAGGGCCACGGCGGUUAGAGAAGUAUCCAGACGAGAAAGCAGCUUACUUCAGGAGUUUUCACAAGAUCACUGAGCUUCACAGCAUCAAGAACAUCACCAGGAUGCCCAGAGAGACCAAGAAGCACGCGGUGGCAAUCAUCUUCUACGACGAGACGUCCAAGACAUUUGCCUGUGAGUCAGAGCUGGAUGCCGAGGACUGGUGUAAGCUGCUUUGUGUGGAGUGCCUGGGCAGCCGUCUGAACGACAUCAGCCUGGGCGAGCCGGACCUGCUGGCUGCUGGGGCACAGAGGGAGCAGAACGAGCGCUUCAAUGUUUACCUGAUGCCCACGCCUAACCUGGACAUCUAUGGGGAGUGCACCAUGCAGAUCACCCACGAAAACAUCUAUCUAUGGGACAUCCAUAAUGCCCGCGUCAAACUGGUCAUGUGGCCACUGAACUCCCUGAGGAGAUACGGGCGCGAUUCGACCUGGUUCACCUUCGAGUCGGGAAGGAUGUGUGACACAGGGGAGGGCUUGUUCACGUUCCAGACAAGGGAGGGGGAGAUGAUUUACCAGCGGGUCCACUCUGCCACCCUGUCCAUCGCCCAGCAGCAUGAGAGGAUGAUGGAGGAAAUGGAGAAGAGCUCCCAGACGCAUUCUAACGAGACGUUAACCAAGUCCAUCUCCCUGCCGCGGAGUGCUUACUGGCACCACAUUAUGCGUCAGAACAGCGUGGGAGACCUCUACAGUUACCAAGGAACCAGUUUGACGAUGACACUUAUUCCCCGAGCACAGACUUUCCCCAGCUUCCUGUCUGAGAAGACAGAGGAGGAACUUACACCAGAGCGCCAGGAAGAGGUGCUAUCGCCCUCCAGUGGCUAUGAGUCAAGCUGCAGCCCCGAACUGCUCCAAUGACAAGCACUGACUUGCCAAAACUGGACAUUCCAAACCCUUACGAAGGAUGUAGAAAUCUGUAUAGCAACAUGUAUGAAAUACAAUUGUACGUCCAUAAAUGAGUGUUUAAUGCAGAGUGGUACAUACAGUAUCUAUAGCUAUGAUACUAUCAUAUACUUUUUUUUGUUGGUGUUGUGUAACAACAGUUGCCUAAAAUAUUACACCAAAUAAACUUUUUUUAGUUUUCAUAUGGAGACAUGUAAUGUUAUGUACUAGGUCAUUUCACUGUAGACCUCUCCUCCAAACAGCCCUUUCAUCACUGCAUAUCACAACAAUUUAACGACAAAAAAACAUAUGUAGGCAGAUUGCAGAGCAAUGCUGAGGAGAAGGUUAUGUUACAAAAGUAUUUAUUUUAAAUUAUUCCACAUAUCUAGUGUAAAACAAAAUUCCUACUUUCACGUAAAGUCAUAAAGUCUAACAAGCAGACUGAAAACUGUUCAAAGCCCCUUGAAUGUGACUCUUUUUCAUGUUUGUACUUCAUGGCAAUGAGAUAUGUGUGUAACUGGUUUGACCAAUGUUUCCUCUGGGUUUAGCGACCUCAGUUCCUGUCCAUAAGCCACAGUAUGAAGUGCCUUCGACAUAAUCUGCAGCAUGUGAGCCAAACACCAAAUCAAAGCUCCCUCCUUGGACCGGAGUUGGUUAUCAUAUGAACUCACAAUUCCAAAAUGUUAUCUUGACAGUAUCUGUGAGGUACCUUGACAUCAGUAACUAUGUAAAAUAAAACAUAUGGUGAAACCCAUGGGCAGGGAACACAAUGUCAGCACGUACAGUAAGAGACAAUCAGACAGAGGUUUGGUUAAAUGACAGAUAGGCACCGUAUUCAAUGUCAUUCAACCCCUUCCUCUGCUGUGUGAAUGUUUGUAUUGUAUUAUCAUUUCAAAGACAUCCAUUUUUGAUCUGCCAAAUCAUACAUUUGUUUUUAACUAUUACAUUCAUAACCUCAUGAUUAUUGUAUUUGAAUGUAUUUGGAUUCAAUGAUGGAAAACGAAUAACAGGUUUGGGUACAAAGUCCAAGACAUGCUGAACUAAUACAUAAAAACACUCUAAAGUUGUUAAUAUUUCACAGUUGCAUACCACUUAAAACGUAUUGGGGAACAACACAUUGUUUGUGGUAGGAUUAAACCCACAUAUGGGUUUGAAAUUCAGAGAAAGUGCCGUUCUAAGAAAAGUCCUUAGUAUCUUUAAGAUACUCUAAUAACUGUUAAAAAACUGUCCCGUUUGUGUUUUUCCUUUGCCUUCUCUCAAGUCCACAAGACCUCCAAUAUAACAGCUGGAAACACAGUAGCUCCAUUUAGCAUGGAGGAUCUCUCCCCUGCCAGUCAAGGAGGUAGUUAUAGUUUCACUUUGAUAUUCAUUAUUAAGUAACACUUUAGUAUUCUUGAUGCAGUUUAAUUACAUAAGCAAGUACUGUGUGAAAGGCAUGUAACAAAUUGAGUUGCUUGUACAUAGCAUGUAAUUAUGUUGUGGAAUCACAAAUGUAACAAUUUAAAUUGUUAAGUAUUCAAUUUCAAUCCUUAAUUGGAGAGUCUUACUACAGCUCCAUGAAAGAGCAAAAUGGUGCUUGGUGGCAAUACCAUCACAGUGUAUAUUUACAGUCUAUUCCACAACAUAAAUGUAUGCAUGAUACAAGAACAGCACAUGUCGUCACCUUGCCAGGUACACUGUACUUCCUUAGGCAAUUACACUGUGACACAUAUACUAAUGUAAAGUGUUAUCCUAAUAUUUAUCUUGUCCUCCUUCUCUCUCCUCCUCUGACACAUCUUG
Hypomesus transpacificus is the source of this 3092-nucleotide messenger RNA. RefSeq names its product docking protein 6 (gene dok6). Gene Ontology annotation, biological process: positive regulation of MAPK cascade; cell surface receptor protein tyrosine kinase signaling pathway. Lineage: Eukaryota; Metazoa; Chordata; Actinopteri; Osmeriformes; Osmeridae. The transcript has 8 exons. The coding region runs from base 288 to 1289 and encodes 333 amino acids. Gene Ontology annotation, cellular component: cytoplasm. The record is from RefSeq and is a predicted model, not a curated record.